UAUCGAAUAAUCCAUCAGUGUAGCUUAAGCCAACGCAACGAGUGCAAUUAGUUAAUUACCGACGACCGAACGGUUCUUGGAAGUUUAAGUUUUUUCUAACCAACAACCCCGACCUUCAACCAUGUUCCUGUUGCGAAGCAGUGCCGUAGUGAUUCUGGCGGUCGCGAUCGCUGUAGCGGCGGCGUCGAACACUAAGGAAGAACAGCAGAUGGUGAAUCUGAUCAACGAAAUCGACCAGCAGGAAAGCUUCCCGCUGUUCGGUGGGCUGAGUGUAGAACGCGUCGAAGGUGCCCGCUCGUUUGGUGGAGACGUUAGCGAAGAUUUGGCUGAACGUGCCGUGCGAUAUCUGAACACGCACAGUGUGAAGUUCAACGUGCCGGAAGAGGAGGGUGAGGGUCGUCGGAUGGAAGAAGCCCGCAGCAGCCGCCUGAAGAAGGUCUUCCUGCCCCUGCUGCUCGCUCUGAAGCUGAAGAUGUCCGUUGUCUUGCCAAUUCUGCUCACCAUCAUCAAGCUGAUCUCUCUGAAGGGACUGAUCGCCGGACUGCUCGCCCUGAAGUUCUCCAUCUUCACCUUCCUGAAGGAUCUGUUCAACAAGAAGCAGGAACGUGUGACCACCGCCUACAUCACCAGUGCUCAGCCCGUAAACGCCGAAAUCGUCCACCAGGACUGGCACCGCAAUGGACAGGCUUCGCCACAGGAACUGGCUUACGGUGCCUACAACCCCUACGCCACCCUACAGUAAUGGGUAACCUUUAUUCCAUGACGAUGAUGCUCUCGAGAAGGGAGCGAUCAUGAUUGAGCAGAGACCAAAAAUCGGAACCCAAAAAGCUGUUGUUGAAGCUGGGUUUCCGCUGUGCGCAAUUAAUUUAUUUAUUUAUUGUAUUUGUAUUAAUUGUUGAACGUUAAUUUUGUUUCUAUUGUCUAUCGUUCUUUCUGUCUAUCGAUCUAUCCGCCGCCCCCUUUUGCUUUCUCCUUUCCUUUCCAAUUCUUUUUUGUUGUAAUUUAUUUGUGUUGAAUGUGUAAAUAAGCACCGAAAAAUAAAAAUACCAUU
Aedes aegypti (yellow fever mosquito) is the source of this 1051-nucleotide messenger RNA. RefSeq lists its product as uncharacterized. Lineage: Eukaryota; Metazoa; Arthropoda; Insecta; Diptera; Culicidae. The coding region runs from base 122 to 742 and encodes 206 amino acids. The transcript is spliced from 3 exons. The record is from RefSeq and is a predicted model, not a curated record.